Messenger RNA from Mustela erminea (ermine), 6342 nucleotides. RefSeq names its product BICD cargo adaptor 2 (gene BICD2). The record is from RefSeq and is a predicted model, not a curated record. The coding region runs from base 143 to 2653 and encodes 836 amino acids. Gene Ontology annotation, molecular function: dynactin binding; cytoskeletal adaptor activity; dynein complex binding. Lineage: Eukaryota; Metazoa; Chordata; Mammalia; Carnivora; Mustelidae. Gene Ontology annotation, biological process: microtubule anchoring at microtubule organizing center; protein localization to organelle; regulation of microtubule cytoskeleton organization. The transcript has 7 exons. Gene Ontology annotation, cellular component: Golgi apparatus; cytosol.
ACCGCGGCUGCGCGGCGGCGGCCGGGGCGCCGUCGGGCUGGGCGGCGGCGGCGGCGCUGGCGGUGGCGGCGACGACGGCGGCGGCGGACGGGAACCUGGCCUGAACCUCGCUGAGAGCAGCGGUAGCCGGCCGCGGGCCACCAUGUCGGCGCCGUCGGAGGAGGAGGAGUACGCGCGGCUGGUGAUGGAGGCGCAGCCCGAGUGGCUGCGCGCCGAGGUGAAGCGGCUGUCGCACGAGCUGGCCGAGACCACGCGCGAGAAGAUCCAGGCGGCCGAGUACGGGCUGGCGGUGCUGGAGGAGAAGCACCAGCUCAAGCUGCAGUUCGAGGAGCUGGAGGUGGACUACGAGGCCAUCCGCGGCGAGAUGGAGCAGCUCAAGGAGGCGUUUGGACAGGCGCACACGAACCACAAGAAGGUGGCGGCGGACGGCGAGAGCCGGGAGGAGAGUCUGAUCCAGGAGUCGGCCUCCAAGGAGCAGUACUACGUGCGCAAGGUGCUGGAGCUGCAGACCGAGCUGAAGCAGCUGCGGAACGUGCUCACCAACACGCAGUCGGAGAACGAGCGCCUGGCGUCCGUGGCACAGGAGCUGAAGGAGAUCAACCAGAACGUGGAGACGCAGCGUGGCCGCCUGCGCGAUGACAUCAAGGAGUAUAAGUUCCGAGAGGCCCGCCUGCUGCAGGACUACUCGGAGCUGGAGGAGGAGAACAUCAGCCUGCAGAAGCAGGUGUCUGUGCUCAGGCAGAACCAGGUGGAGUUUGAAGGCCUCAAGCAUGAGAUCAAGCGUCUGGAGGAGGAGACCGAGUACCUCAACAGCCAGCUGGAGGAUGCCAUCAGGCUCAAGGAGAUCUCGGAGCGGCAGCUGGAGGAGGCGCUGGAGACCCUGAAGACAGAGCGAGAGCAGAAGCUCAGCCUGCGCAAGGAGCUGUCCCACUACAUGAGCAUCAACGACUCCCUCUACACCAGCCACCUGCACGUCUCCCUGGACGGCCUCAAGCUCAGCGACGACACCGAGGCCCUGGCCAACGGCUUCGAGCAUGGCGGCCUGGCCAAGCUGCCCCCAGACAACAGGACCUCCACGCCCUCCAAGGACGGGCUCGCCCCACCCUCCCCCAGCCUGGUGUCCGACCUCCUCAGCGAGCUCAACAUCUCCGAGAUCCAGAAGCUGAAGCAGCAGCUGAUGCAGAUGGAGCGGGAGAAGGUGGGCCUGCUGACCGCACUGCAGGACACGCAGAAGCAGCUGGAGCAGGCGCGGGGAGCCCUGUCAGAGCGGCAUGAGGAGGUGAGCCGCCUCACAGAGAACCUCACCGCCCUGCGGCGCCUGCAGGCCGGCAAGGAGCGGCGGACGGCCCUGGACAGCGAGAAGGAGCGUGACAGCCACGAGGACGGUGACUACUACGAGGUGGACAUCAACGGGCCUGAGAUCCUGGCUUGCAAGUACCGUGUGGCCCUGGCGGAGGCAGGUGAGCUCCGCGAGCAGCUGAAAGCCCUGCGCAGUGAGCAUGAGGCCGGUGAGGCCCGGCACGCAGAGGAGAAGGGCCAGCACGAGGCCGAGAGCCAGGCGCUCACAGAGAAGGUCUCCCUGCUGGAGAAGGCCAGCCGCCAGGACCGCGAGCUGCUGGCCCGGCUGCAGGCGGAGCUGAAGAAGGUGAGUGAUGUUGCGGGUGAGACGCAGGGCAGCCUGAGCGUGGCCCAGGACGAGCUGGUGACCUUCAGUGAGGAGCUGGCCAACCUCUACCACCACGUGUGCAUGUGUAACAACGAGACGCCCACCCGCGUCGUGCUGGACUACUACCGAGAGGGCCCGGCCGGCGCCGGCCGCUGCAGCCCCGAGGCCCGCGGGCGCCGCUCACCCGUCCUGCCCAAAGGGCCUCCUGCCACAGAGGGUGGCGCGGGGGACAGCAGCCCCUCGCCCAGCCCCUCUCUGCCCUCGCCCCUGAGUGACCCGCGACGGGAGCCCAUGAACAUCUACAACCUGAUCGCCAUCAUCCGCGACCAGAUCAGGCACCUGCAAGCGGCCGUGGACCGCACCACAGAGCUGUCGCGGCAGCGCCUGGCCUCCCAGGAGCUGGGCCCCGCUGCAGAUAAGGACCGGGAGGCGCUCAUGGAGGAGAUUCUCAAGUUGAAGUCCCUGCUGAGCACCAAGCGGGAGCAGAUCACCACGCUGCGCACCGUGCUCAAGGCCAACAAGCAGACGGCUGAGGUGGCCCUGGCCAAUCUGAAGAGCAAGUAUGAGAACGAGAAGGCCAUGGUGACCGAGACCAUGAUGAAGCUGCGCAACGAGCUGAAGGCCCUCAAGGAGGAUGCGGCCACCUUCUCCUCCUUGCGCGCCAUGUUCGCCACCAGGUGUGACGAGUACAUCACACAGCUGGACGAGAUGCAGCGGCAGCUGGCGGCCGCGGAGGACGAGAAGAAGACUCUCAACUCCCUGCUGCGCAUGGCCAUCCAGCAGAAGCUGGCGCUCACCCAGCGGCUGGAGCUGCUCGAGCUGGACCACGAGCAGACCCGGCGGGGCCGCGCCAAGGCCGCCUCCAAGGCCAAGCCGGGCACCCCGAGCGUAAGUCACACCUGUGCCUGUGCCAGCGACAGGGCCGAGGGCACCGGGCUCACCACCCAGGUGGUCUGUGGCGAGAAGUAUAACAUUUACUGCGAUUAGGGCCACGGGGCCGCCGCUGCAGCUACCCUGCCGCACGUCACCUGUCCGCUUCACCUCCACUAACCCAGCAGCAGUGGGACCGCGGUGCUAGGCUGGUCUUAACCGUGACUAAUGCACAGAGGGAAGGAUGUGGCCGAGGCGGCGUGCUGUUCCACCUGGACCCUGUGAGCUUUGUGUCUGUUCUCACCCUUCACAGCAGCUGCUCUCCUGGUGGGGGAGGGGGUGCGGGGGGGUCCGAGUGAUGUGUCCUAGCACACAUGUGGCUUCCCAGGGUCUGUGUGCCGUUGGCCCCUGCCAGGGGUGGGGAGGGGGAGCAGAACCCGAAUUGAAACUUGCAUGUUCUCCGCACGUGUCUAAUGCAGCGGCGUUAGCGGGUCCGGCCCGGUGCCAGGCGCAGCGUCAGGGGCCGCGCCAAGCUUGGCACAGUUCACAGAAUUCCUUCGUGGUUUAUGCGGCAUCUCACUGCACAGCACAUUCAGGACACAGUUCCCUCCCCAAGCCCAGAGAAACAGUAGCCCCGACUCCUACGUCCUCCGGUCUGGGCACGUGGCACGCACAGGGCACAGCUCAUGCUCGCGAGGUCCAGAGCUCAGCCUCUCUUCUGAGAUCUGCACACCCGUCUGGUGGCCUGUGAGGUGACAUAUUGGUAGGCCCAAGGCCUGGGGUUUUUCCUUGAGAAAAACUUUGUAAGUGCCUGGCCAAACCCUGUUCUCACAGGAAGCCCAUCGUUUUGUACUUAGGGUGUGCCAGCCUUCGUGGCAGGUUUCUGCAGCCUCUGCUCAUCAUCACACACCCCCAGAGCAGGGCUCUAGAAACCUCCAGUGGAUGGGCUGGGACAAGGGACUCCCACUCUGUAGCCAGAGCCCAGCCCAGUGUGGAGAAGGAGCCCCGCAUGCCCGGGGCCUGUUCCGCACGCAGGUGGUGCGUCCCCCUCAUCAGUGCAGUUGCAGAUGUGGGGACAGGCAGCAUAGGCAGCUGUAGGACUCUCCGUUCCCAGCGCUGGCGUCCACGGCCACCUGAGGUCCCACGUUCCUUUGCAGUAUUUCUCUUCCUGUUUCCCUGGGGGCUGCAGGACCCGAGGCUUCUGUCUUUCCCUGAAGGGCUCCUUGCCUGAUCUCUCCAUGCCCAGGGGGGUUUGUGUUGCCCCGAUACAGCUCUCGCCUCCUUUCCCAGGCGUGUCUCGGUCCCCAGCAGACUCCAGGCACUGCACAGACCGCGGUGGGCUUGGCAGACAACCAGAGUAGGGGUAUGGCGGGCCCGGCCGUGCCAGUCCCGAGUACCAGGCUGCUUUGCUGAUGAGCUGUUGGGUCUCGGAUCCCUCUCCCAGCCGAAGAGGGGCCGGGCUGCUCCCUCUGCAGGCAGGUCUCCCAGGGCCCUGGCCGCCCGCCGGCCCGCCCGCCGCUGCCCGCCGCUGCUCUCCUGCUUGCAGGCGCUCCCUGAGGCAGUGGGGCUGGCGGCGCCUCCUAACACACGCAGGUCUUCUCUGCCGCCGACUAACGCACCACGUCCUGCCCCAGCCCGGGCGGCGGUCAUCUGAGCGGUGCUGGUUCUAACGCUGUCUUGUUUUCUCCCGUUUCCAGCUGUAGAGUAGCUGCCGGGAGGACUCGGCCGCGGCCCUGUCACACUGCAGCCCCUCCCCCUCCCGCGGGCCCACGCCGAGGAAGGAAGGGCAGCCUAAAAGUCCACUUAGAAACGUGUUUGGAUAUGCCACUGCAGUUCUUUCCAAGUUAGCAUUCCCUGAGUGUUUAAUGGCAGAGAGAAAAAAGCUUUAAUGUUGAGAAUGCCGCCAGCUGCUGCCUGGAAGGCCUCUGUGCAGCGCUGAAGAACCCGCUCGGACAGCGGCCACCAGGCUUGCUUAGAAACCCGCUAGAAACACUCAACACCGGGGCUCCCUGCUACAGACUCCCUUUUUUUAUCCGAUCAACCUGUGCACUUUUGAUAUUUUGAUAUUAUAUUUGCUUCCUUAAUCCCUCCCAUAGAGACGGUCUCAGAUGCCGUGGUCUGUCUCGUGGUCCUGUAGUGCUCCGUCUUAGCUCCCGCCGUGUUGAUCUGACAUCAGCACGUGGCAUGGAUGUGUUUUCCUAGCAUGUAGCUGUAGACUGUUUAGAUGGAGGCCUCGACCCGGCAAGGAGCUCAGCGAUACGUGUCCGCGCUGUGGUUCAGCAGCCUUUUAUGUUAACACGGCAUUAUGGUUCAUGUUUGAAAUUACAGAUUUUAAAUGCCAUGUUCAUUAAGAAAUCCAGGGUAUUCCAAUUCUGGGGUUUUUCAUAUUGUAUUAUUAUUAUUCUUAGGAAUAGUUCAAUGUAACAAGAAGAAAACUUGACCUUUGCUCUGGUUAAACAGUAAUAGGCACUUGAAAACAAAAAGAUAAAUUAUUGAGUGAGUAGUAUUACCUACAAAUUCCAGAAUCUUCUGGGUUUUGGGACAUUGUGAAGCAUGACUGAUUAACAGAAUUUUAUACAACUGUUCCAGUGAAAUUCCAAAUUGGAAUUGUUUUGUUACUCUGGUUGUUGUGCCAAAUUGUGGUACACUUAGAAAAUCCUACAGUCGUCGAUUUUUAGGGUGUUCUAUUUCAACACCUUUUUGUUAGUAAUCAUUGCCAGUAGUGCCUUCAUCAGUAAAGGGAGGUGUCCCAGCGUAGUUUCGGCUCUGACAUGGAUAGCAAAGAGCUAGUUGGGAGUGUUGCAGGCCAGGGUGGACCAAGAGGUGUGAACGGGCGCACACCUUCGUGCCUGAGCCUGGGCAUCUUCAUCGAGGGAAAGAAAACAGCAAUUGUGCGAAAUUCUGUUAGUCAGUGAUUCUUCACCGUGCAGAUCCUUGCAAAUUCAGGGGCUGAGAGAAGGAACGUGAACACACACGCAUUGAGUGUGCUUUGGGAACCAAAUGGACCUGGGGGACAAGCUAAGCAGGCGGUGCCAACAGCAUGCCACGUUUGCGAAGAGCAGGAGGCAGGGGCGCCGGCGCCGUCGGCCCCGUGCGCUGGGGCGAGGGCUAGCCGUAGUACUCUCCGCAGCUGUGAGGAAGAGACGUUCUAUGUUCUCUGGCUUGGUGUAACUAAUCACUGUUCAUUUCAGGAAACAGAACUCGGUAUAGCUCCUCAGCAACCCAGGGCUGUGUCCUGUCGGGUUUGCUGAGUGAGGCUGCGCUUACGGUGAAAUUGGUACUCACAGAGGAAGAAGGUGUCUUCCCUUCUCCAAAAUAAAGGACAAAUUAUAAUAAUAUUUAAGUAGCAAGAAUAAAAGAAUUCUGUUUCCUGGAAUAAGCAUUUCUUAUUCCUAGUUAUAGGGACCCCUAUUUUUACCUUCUAUUACAGUGUUGGUUCAUAAGAAACAAUGUUACAUUUACGAUGACUUCAUCUGUAUGGGGUAUUUAUUUGCAAUGAUGUCUGAGUACUGUAUUUUUUUUCUGUGCAUUACCUUAGUGUCAGAAAUGUUGUCUUUAUUUUAAGAUCAUAUGCAUGUUUUCCUGCCAAGGAACCUUUACACAGACCCUAACAAACAAACAAAAAAUGCCUUCAGAUUCUGAGGAAAUAAGGCAGAGCCUGGAAAAGGACUAGGACGGAGCAGUCGCUCUCAACUCGGGACGCGGGUGAACGGCACGAGUGUCUGCAAAGCCAGUGCACAUAGGAACAGUGGGCCUGGUAAGGGUCACGUUGGUAGGACCAAUAAAUAAAGAAUAAUACAAAAGCA